This is a messenger RNA of Cydia strobilella, 992 nucleotides long. RefSeq lists its product as uncharacterized. Gene Ontology annotation, biological process: receptor guanylyl cyclase signaling pathway; intracellular signal transduction; cGMP biosynthetic process. The record is from RefSeq and is a predicted model, not a curated record. Gene Ontology annotation, cellular component: plasma membrane. Gene Ontology annotation, molecular function: guanylate cyclase activity; adenylate cyclase activity; peptide receptor activity. Lineage: Eukaryota; Metazoa; Arthropoda; Insecta; Lepidoptera; Tortricidae. Bases 1 to 975 code for a protein of 324 amino acids. The transcript has 6 exons.
AUGAGUAACCUGGUGUUCGACUGGUUGAUGACAAAGUUGUACGCGAGAGGACGCGACUCGUACAAACGGAUGGAGGUGUAUGACGACAUCGGUUCCAGCUUACUCCUGUACUUGGAGUCGCGGGUGAAGAUCACCAGCUCGUCCACGUGGAGGCAGCUGUCAGCUUCCUACGAGCUGGUCAGGGCUCGUGAGAAGCUUUCCCGCGCCCACUCAGACCUGCAAUACCUGACCGUUGAGGAGAUAGAUGUCGCAUCAGUGCGCGUAACCAGCAAUCUGGCGUCGGGGGUUGAUCACUUGGACGCGGCCGUGCAGUAUCUGAAGGCAGAUCAUCUGGAGUAUGAGGAAGUGCAUCCAAUCACGAACAUUAAUCUCAACAUUCUCAACUCGCCAAAAUGUAUCUACCCGAAUAACCCCGGUACGUAUCACGCUAAAAUUAAAAAAAGGUUCCUUUGUUUCAGCUACAAAACCUCGUUCUUUAUAAACGAGACUGUUAAAAUACCGGCUACAAAGAGCAAUGAUGGACCAAAUUACGCAAAGGAUUCGAAAGCCUGUUUGGACAAGUUGAGGCGGUUUCAGUAUGGGUUCAGGAGUAUAAUCAGGACAUCAGUGCAGCACGAAGUGUGGACAGCCCGCCGGACCCUCGGAGUCGGCGUCGGGAUAUUCGUGGUAUUGUUGAUCUCGACGCCUGUGCUUGUCCUCAUGCUACGGAACACUAUUACCACCAUGCAGGGUUUCUCCUCAUCCAUCGCAUGCACAACCCAGAGGCUAAUGGCCGAAAAGCAGAAAAGCGACCUGCUUCUCUCGAGGAUGCUGCCCAUGCCUGUGCUACAACGGCUGCGAGCGCAAAAGACCGUUCCGGCAGAGGCGUUUGAUGCCGUCACCAUAUUCUUCAGUGAUAUUGUGGGGUUCACAUCCAUAUCUGCAAAUAGUACGCCUAUGGAGAUUAUCAAUAUGCUCAACAUGCUGUACAGGUGAGGUUCUAGAAAAAAAAA